This is a messenger RNA of Etheostoma spectabile (orangethroat darter), 4044 nucleotides long. RefSeq names its product rho GTPase-activating protein 23. The transcript has 23 exons. Gene Ontology annotation, molecular function: protein binding. Bases 1 to 3864 code for a protein of 1287 amino acids. NCBI's taxonomy places the organism in Eukaryota, Metazoa, Chordata, Actinopteri, Perciformes, Percidae. Gene Ontology annotation, biological process: signal transduction. The record is from RefSeq and is a predicted model, not a curated record.
AUGCUGAGAGUGUCAGGUGUCGCACCAGCUCCGUCUGGCCACGAGUGGCGAUUUCAGUGUUCUGUUGGCGUGGACUGUAGCGACGCUGAGCCUCGCUGUAUCUGGCUGGCAGUUUUAAGGGGGGUUUCACCUCACACCUCACCCCGCCCAGCCCCCAUUGCAUCACCGAGAAGGCGGGGCUCCCGAAGAGUCAUACAGCGUCAUCGCUUGACCUGGGCUAAAGGACGGAGAGAUGGCAUGGUGUCGUCCAAUGAGAACAGGCGCAGGCCGCUGUCGUCGGGUGAGGUGGAGGGCGUGUCGUGGCAGGGCCCACGGACCAUUUUUGUCUUGAAGAACUCACAGGGAUUCGGCUUCACUCUGCGCCACUUCAUCGUCUACCCACCAGAGUCGUCCCUCCACAGCCUCAAGGAUGAAGAGAACGGAAAUGCAACCGAAAAAGUUUGUCAGCAGUCUCGUUUGGAGCCAAUGGACACCAUCUUUGUGAAGAGUGUCAAAGAAAAUGGCCCCGCGCAACAAGCAGGACUGUGUACAGGGGACAGGCUCGUGAAGGUGAAUGGGGAGAGCAUUCUGGGAAAAACCUACUCUCAGGUGAUCGCACUCAUCCAAAACAGUGAAAACAUUCUGGAGCUCUCUAUAAUGCCCAAAGAUGAGGAUGUGUUGCAGUUGGUAAGUGCGUACUCCCAGGAUGCCUACCUGAAAGGCAAUCAGCCAUAUUCAGGCGAAGCCCAGAACCUCCCUGUGCCGCCGCCUCUCUGUUACCCUUCCACUAAGCCCAGCACCGCUGCCCCACAGCCCGACCACAACCUCCACAGUCCCCUGGACAACUGGCAGUGCCGACCCGGCCCCGCUGCCUCUCCACUGGACAACCGCCCCCCUGCUGCUUCUACACCCACCUCCGGCUGGCCCGGGGGUCCUGAGGAUUCCAGUGGCCACUUUGCCCCGCCGGGGAGGCACCGAGGCCGCUCCUCUUCGGCCAUCAGUGUGCUGGACUUUCACUUUGCUAACCACAAUGCUGCCAUCGCCUCUGCAACUCUCCCUCCGCCACGGAAGGGCAGCCUGCCGGCCUCUGCCCGCGCUCACGCCGAUACUCUUUGCCACCAGGCUCUGUCGGACUGGUACUACAGCCAGGCGGAGGCUGCAGAGAGCAUGUCCCCCCGCCACCGCAGUAUAUCUCAGGGUUGUGUAGCAGAGCUCGGGCUGGGGUUGGCACUCGGCCCCGGACCUUCAUCUGCUUCCACAACCUCCGCGGAGCAACGGCGAAGAGAAACCCUCCUGUGCCACCACCAGGCAGCUGCUGCUUCCCAUGAUUCCUAUUGGCUAGGGGGCUGGGGGGGUGUAUCAGGACCAGGAAGCAGGUCAUGCUCGGAGAGCCUCCUGGCAGCCUACGCCGAGUACGAGCAUAACUACGGGCGUUCUGUGGAGACACUGGCACAAGCCUCUGCUCUGGUUUCGCCACAUCAUGAACACUCGUCACAAAGCGCCCACGUGGCAAAAUUCAGAGAGCAAAAAGAGCAGAAGGUCUCAGCAGGGCAUCAGCACAAAACCACAGUGAUAUAUCCCAUCACAGCCUCCUCCACAGUGCCUCCUAGUGGCAGGCGGUCCGGGCAGCAGGUAGCUGAACCCCAAACAAGGCGGGUAAAAGAAGAGGAGCUGGUGGGCUACAAAAGCUACAGCCCGUCUUUCUCUCGCAAAGCUGGCCACCUCCUCCAGCAGGCCCACUCCUUCAGAGAGCCCAGCUACAGCGGCCCUCACCUCAACUGGAGCCCCGGCAGCAGAAGCAGCGCUGCAGACGGCGAGGAGGGGUUGGUACCCAGGCCGAGGUCCACCCCCACCCUGUCUGCAGAAGAGGAGGAGAGAGCUCGACUGGGUGAGGACAGGGAGCUCAUCUCCCCCAUCUCCCUGACUCAAGAGGUGGUACUGAGGCAGAAGCCGCCUUCCGGCCGCCGGACCCCCGUUCAGUUUGCUCGACAUCCCCACUACCCCACCCCCGGAGAGUCACCCGAGCCCCCUGGCUUGGAACCCCCACGAGGGACCCCCUCUCCUGUCUCUGGAGGGCCUGGCCCCAACCGCAGGGCUAAUGGUAGCCUGGCUCAGCAUGCAUACAACUCCCUGUCCUCUAUUCCCUUCAUAGAUGAUCCCACCAGUCCUAGCAUUGACCUGCAGGCCUGCUAUGUACCAGCCCGCUCUGUUGUGUCCAGUUCCCAGGCCUCCACUAUGGCCACACUCACUUCCACCUCUGUCUCCCCCACCCUCUUCUCAAACUCCCCCUUUGUCCGACUUCGUUCUCAGGACUGCAGCAGUAUUAAAAGUCGCCGCUCCUCUUACUUGCUGGCCAUCACCACCGAAAGAUCUAAGUCCUGUGACGAGGGCCUCAACACCUUCAGGGAAGAAGGCCGUGUCUUCUCCAAACUGCCAAAAAGGGUCAAGAGCUUUUUCACUGAUGGGUCUCUGGAGAGCCUGCGAGUCCAGGAAGAAGCCCGGUCCAAACGCCACUCUACUUCUGAACUGGGAACCAUCACCUUUAGUGAUGUUCGCAAGGAGGGCUGGCUGCACUACAAACAGAUCCUCACAGAGAAGGGAAAGAAAGUAGGCGGUGGCAUGCGACCAUGGAAGCGGGUCUUCUCCGUGCUCCGUUCCCAUUCGCUCUUCCUCUACAAGGACAAGCGAGAGGCCGUCCUUCACGGCGCGGGGGCGGGACCCAGCCAGGACGAGCAUCCUCCAAUCAGCAUCCGCGGCUGCCUGAUCGACAUCGCCUAUAGUGAAACCAAGCGUAAGCACACCCUGCGGCUGACCACGCAGAACUUCUGUGAGUACCUGCUGCAGGCUGAGGACAGGGACGACAUGCUGGCCUGGAUCCGGGUCAUCAGGGAGAACAGCAAGACCGACAACGAGGAGAUUGGUUUCUCAGGACAAGCUCUCAUCAACAAGAAGCUGAAUGACUACAGAAAACACAGUCUGACAGGUAGUAAGCCAGACUCCUCUCCCAGAGCCCAUCGUAUGAUGCCUCCCUUCCUCCUUGCUAAGACUGACAACACCUCAGUGAACCGAGCCUCCCGAACCGAUGACAACAAGGCCCUGUGGGGCAUCAACAUCAUGAAGAAGGCCAAGAAGAUAGGCAGUCCGAAGGCUUUCGGUGUGCGCCUGGAGGACUGUCAGCCUGCUGUCAACCAUAAAUUUGUCCCUCUGAUUGUGGAGAUGUGCUGCGGUGUGGUGGAGGAGACGGGUCUGGAUUACACCGGCAUCUACCGCGUGCCGGGGAACAACGCCAUGGUGUCCAACCUGCAGGAGCAUCUCAACAAGGGCAUGGACAUCAACACCGCUGAGGAGAGAUGGCAGGACCUAAAUGUAAUCAGCAGCCUUCUCAAAUCGUUCUUCCGAAAACUGCCUGAGCCGUUGUUUACUGAUGACAAAUACAACGAUUUCAUUGAUGCCAACCGGAUAGAAGACGCAGAGGACAGACUGAAGACCAUGAAGAAACUGAUCCAUGACCUCCCAGAUCACUAUUAUCACACCCUUAAGUUCCUAGUAGGUCACCUCAAGAAGGUGGCAGAUCACGCUGAAAAGAACAAGAUGGAGCCGAGAAACCUGGCUCUGGUGUUUGGUCCUACUCUGGUGAGGACGUCAGAAGACAAUAUGACUGACAUGGUCACCCACAUGCCUGACCGCUACAAAAUAGUGGAGACUCUUCUUCUGCACCAUGACUGGUUCUUCACAAAUGGAGAGCUUGAUAAAGAAGAGAAGGCCCCAGAGGAUAAGCGGGACAUGCAGCCUGUGCCAAACAUUGACCAUCUGCUGUGCAACAUCGGCAGGCCGGGCAUGCCAGGAGAGGCAUCAGCUGAGACAAUGGAUCAGCCUCUUCGGUAGGACCAGGUUUUCCUUUUGUGUGUUGGUUUGGUGUUUCAAUUGCAUUUGGAUUUUUUACACACUAUUUUUUCUUUCUGUCAUCGGGUUUCCCCCCAAAUGUAUCAUCAUCCUCCUCCGUGACGGGGCGGAAAACGUUUGUGUACUCGUGCCUAACCGUCACGGUCUGGUGCACACGGCCAG